AUGAGUGGAGACUUCAAAACCAACUUCGCGGCCGACUUCCUCAUGGGAGGUGUCUCAGCGGCCAUUUCCAAAACAGUAGUUGCGCCCAUAGAGAGAGUGAAAAUGCUUAUCCAGACGCAGGACUCCAUACCAGAAAUCAAAUCAGGCCAAGUGGAAAGAUAUUCAGGGCUAAUCAACUGUUUUAAGAGAGUAUCGCAAGAACAGGGAGUCAUGUCCCUUUGGAGAGGAAACACAGCCAACAUUAUUCGCUACUUCCCAACCCAAGCUUUCAAUUUUGCCUUCAAAGAUUAUUUUAAAAAUGUAUUUCCCAAAUAUGACCAGAACACAGAUUUUACCAAAUUUUUUUGUGUUAACAUUUUAUCCGGCGCAACAGCAGGUGCUAUUUCGCUUUUAAUUGUAUACCCUCUAGAUUUUGCAAGAACGAGAUUGGCAUCUGACAUCGGCAAAGGGAAGGACAGACAGUUCACAGGAUUAUUUGAUUGCUUAAAAAAAAUAUAUAAACAAACCGGUUUUCUGUCCCUCUACAGUGGUUUCGGCGUUUCGGUCACAGGUAUCAUCGUCUAUCGAGGCUCCUAUUUCGGAUUAUACGACAGUGCCAAAGCUCUCCUAUUUAAUAAUGACAAAAAUACGAAUAUCGUUUUAAAAUGGGCAGUCGCUCAGUCAGUCACCAUUCUAGCAGGACUCAUUUCCUACCCAUUCGAUACCGUUCGAAGGAGAAUGAUGAUGAUGUCCGGAAGAAAGGCAAAGGAAGAGAUUCAGUACAAAAAUACCAUCGACUGUUGGAUUAAAAUACUGAAGAAUGAGGGACUUGCUGGAUUCUUUAAGGGCGCUUGGGCUAAUGUCAUUAGAGGAGCUGGAGGAGCUCUUGUGCUCGUUUUCUACGACGAAUUGCAGAAGUUGAUAUAAUGGGGGUAGUGAAGACACGUUAGAGUUUAUGAGGAGGGAGAUUGUUCCCAGUCGGUUGCCGCUAAGUUGCUGAAUUGCCCGGUGGCCAAGCCACCCAGUCGCAUGUUCCUUUUUUUUUUUUUUUUUUUCACGCGUGAAUACAUAUGCACAGCAUGACCGCAAAUGCGCAGAGAAGGACGAGGGUGCCACUCCCCAUUCUCCCCCAACAUGCAGAAGCACGCGUGUGGGGAGUGCCUAUUUUUGAAGCAUCCUAUUUUUACACAGUUCCAAAGAGUCACGUAGUUGUGCAGCUCGCCCGUCAAGCUUACAGGCGCGUAAAAACACACUGCGGUAUUUCCAUCCAUUUUCUUACUUUUUUAUUUUUUUACUUUUUUAUUUUUUUACUUUUUUAUUUUUUUACCUUUUUAUUUUUUUAUUUUCGCACUUUCGCACUUUCUCAUUUUCCUAUUUUCUUAUUUUCCUACCUUCUUACGUUUUUUUUUUCGCUCUGCCCCACCCCUGUUGCCAAGUUGUACUCAUAUGCUUGUGCGUAUAUCUGCCGCGCCGCGUACUAUCAUGCGCGUGUGCGUAACUAUACACAUGUGUGCAACCUUUUCAGCCACACCCCUUCACCUUUUUACGAAGCAUUCG
This is a messenger RNA of Plasmodium vivax (malaria parasite P. vivax), 1536 nucleotides long. RefSeq names its product ADP/ATP transporter on adenylate translocase, putative. The transcript has a single exon. Gene Ontology annotation, cellular component: mitochondrial inner membrane. Gene Ontology annotation, molecular function: ATP:ADP antiporter activity. The record is from RefSeq and is a predicted model, not a curated record. The coding region runs from base 1 to 906 and encodes 301 amino acids. Gene Ontology annotation, biological process: mitochondrial ATP transmembrane transport; mitochondrial ADP transmembrane transport. NCBI's taxonomy places the organism in Eukaryota, Apicomplexa, Aconoidasida, Haemosporida, Plasmodiidae.